This is a messenger RNA of Arabidopsis arenosa, 693 nucleotides long. The record is from the annotation of a GenBank genome assembly. NCBI's taxonomy places the organism in Eukaryota, Viridiplantae, Streptophyta, Magnoliopsida, Brassicales, Brassicaceae.
CAAAAACUCAAACUCUAAACAAAAUGACUCGCUCCUCUAGACUACUUGGUGCGGCGGCGCCACCGCCGGAAGAAAUCCUUGCUACCGAAACCGACAUGGUUGUCAUCCUCUCAGCUCUUCUCUGCGCGCUCAUAUCUGUAGCAGGUUUAGCCGCCGUAGCUCGCUGCGCUUGGUUCCGCCGUCUCCUUGGCGUUAAUUCUAUCACCACCGGAGAAUCUCCUCCACCGAACAAAGGCCUCAAGAAAAAUGCACUUCAAGCUCUCACUAAAUCCACUUACACCGCCUCUGCCUCCACCACUACAGACGAUUUACCGUGCUCUUCCGGCGACAACGGUGAUUCCUCCACCGAGUGUGCAAUCUGCUUGACGGAAUUUUCUGACGGCGAAGAAAUCAGAAUCCUACCCCGCUGUAGCCACGUUUUCCACGUAGCGUGUAUUGACAAAUGGUUGACUUCAAGGUCAUCAUGUCCUUCUUGUCGUCGGAUUUUGGUUCCGGUGAAGUGUAAUAGGUGUGGCCGCAAUGCUUCCACGGCGGAGACUUAGAUCAAAGAUCAACUUCCUCAUCAUAACCAACAUCCUUCACAGUUCACUUCCGCGAUUAUUCCUGCUUUUCUUCCUUGAAAAGUUCACUUUCUUUUACUUUUUAAUUUGCAGAGAUAUAUCCGUAUGAUUAAAAUAAAGUAUUAAUUAUUUA